Molecule: messenger RNA, 612 nt
Organism: Sclerotinia borealis F-4128
Lineage: Eukaryota; Fungi; Ascomycota; Leotiomycetes; Helotiales; Sclerotiniaceae
Source: the annotation of a GenBank genome assembly
AUGACGACCUUCAUUCCCAGCUUAACGCUACCGGCAGCCAUAUUUGCCAAUCCAACUGCAUCGAUCCUCCUCCCCGUUGCUCUUGGAACUGCUGUUGGUUUCUCUGUUCGACCCAAAGAAACCCAAAAGACCUACAUGGCACUCAAGCAACCUCCAUUUCGUCCACCCCCAUAUGUCUUCGGGCCCGCGUGGACCCUCCUCUACGGUCUCAUGGGAUACUCUGCCUACCGCGCAUAUUCUACCGGAAUGUCCCCUCUCGCAUCUACCGAAAAACAUCUCCUUACCAAACAAGGCGCUACUCUAUACACCAUCCAACUCGGCCUCAACCUAAUCUGGAUGCCCCUCUUCUUCACUCUCAAAAAGCCCAUCCUCGCCACCCUCGACAUCAUCGCCCUCACCAGCGUCGUCUCCUACCUAACAUACACCUGGGGAAAAGUCGACUCCGUUUCUGCCUGGACACUCGCACCUUAUCUCGGCUGGCUGGGAUUCGCCACCUAUUUAAGCGCCGGCGUCGGUUACCUCAACGACUGGGACUUUAGCGAUAAGGAAGUUAAGAAGAGUCCCAAGGACAAGGGCAAGGGAACUAAGUAUGUGGAUGAGAAGGAGGAGUAG